AUGGGCACAGUUGAUACAAUUUGCAAAGGCAAUGCUACAGUUAUCGUAAGGAUGGGAGCGUACAUCGAUGUAUAUGAUCCUGAUGUGGAGAAUGAUGAUGUAUAUAUCAUGCAUAAGAAAGGGUUAUCUAUAGGAAAUAAAGCCUUGAAUUCUUUUUCAAAGAACUCGGUUAAACACUUUGACGAAAUGGUCAAACUGUUAGAAAGUACAAACAGUAAUUGUUUGACAAAAACCGCUUCAAAAUAUAUCGAUCUCUCAAAUUAUCUGAAAUUUAAUCUUGGAAAAAUGUACAACGCUGAUCAACAGUGUGAGACCAUAUUAGGUUUUAGUUCCUCUACAUGCGAUAAAGAGACUACAGAUAUAUUUGAACUGAGCAUUUGCGAGCAGCUCUUUUGCAUGAACCCAAAAAGUAGUAGUUGUUCUAUUGACAAAGCUUCAAGAGCCUACGAUGGUACAAAAUGUGGUGACAAGAAAUCUUGCCGGGAAGGAAAAUGUGUUGACGAUGUUGAAAAAAUCAUCUAG
Molecule: messenger RNA, 522 nt
Organism: Helobdella robusta
Lineage: Eukaryota; Metazoa; Annelida; Clitellata; Rhynchobdellida; Glossiphoniidae
Exons: 4
Coding region: 1-522 (173 amino acids)
Source: RefSeq, a predicted model, not a curated record